GGUGAAUGAUUGAGAAUCAGACUGAGCUCCUUUCUGUGAGACCUCGUCCCAUGCUCCUCCCUCCUCUCAGGGGAUGGCCAAGGUCCAGGAUGGACACACAAACACAUGUGACAGCCCUGCGAUGUUAGAAGAGAGCCAGGAUGGUAUGGACAGUGGUAGCUUGACUCCUGGCCCAGCUUCAGCUCGACAGGUCUGCAUUCAGCGCCACCCCAGCCAAGGCUUUGGAUUCAUAGCAGGCAGCCAGAGACCAGUCAUUGUACGCUCCGUCUCUGCAGACGGCCCGUCCAUCGGCAAGCUUCUCCCUGGAGACCAGAUCCUGGCCAUCAAUGAGGAGGUGGUGAGCGAGGCUUCCCGGGAGAGAGUCAUAGACCUUGUAAGAUGCUGCAAAGACUCCAUAGUUCUCACCGUGCUGCAACCUCACCAGUCACCUAAGUCAGCCUUUAUAAGUGCAGCUAAGAAGGCCCAUCUGAGAACCAACCCGCCCAAAGUGCGCUUUUCAGAACAAGUGUCCUUCAGUGACCCAGACUCAACAAUGCUAAAGGACGACUCUUUGCUACUCAUACCAAAUGUGCUGAAGGUGUUCCUGGAGAAUGGUCAGAUCAAGUCCUUUACGUUUGACAGCCGCACCACUGUCAGGGAUGUGAUCUCGUCCCUGCAGGACCGCCUGUCCCUGCGUUACAUCGAGCACUUUGCCCUGGUGCUGGAGUCAGGUGGGCUGGACCAGAACCAGAGACUACACCUGCUGCAGGAGAACCAGCCGCUCUCACAUGUGGUGCACAGGACGUAUUUCCAGGGGAUGAAGUGUCUCUUCCGCAUCUGUUUCUUCCCCAAGGACCCGGCAGACCUGCUCAGGAGGGACCCUGCAGCCUUCGAGUACCUCUACAUACAGAGUCGCAAUGACGUCAUCAAAGAGCGCUUCGGCAUGGACUGGAAGUCUGAUGUCACACUGCGGCUGGCGGCGCUUCAUAUCUACAUCACAGUGUCGUCGGCCAGACCUAAUCAGAAGAUCUCCCUCAAGAAUGUGGAGAAGGAGUGGGGUCUGGAACCCUUCCUACCCCUCACUCUGCUUCCCACCAUCAAGGAGAAGAAUGUGUGUAAGACCCUGUCACAGCUGCUCAAAACCUAUCAGCAUCCGCCUCCCUCCGGCAAUAAGGUCCCUCCUCUCCAGGGAAAGCUGCAGUACAUGCGUGUGCUCAACGAUCUUCCUCCCUUUGGAGGCUUGCUGUUCCACACCGUCGGACUAGAUGAGAAGCAGUCGGCCACUACGCUGCUGGUGGGUCCGCGGCACGGCAUCGGUCAUGUGAUCGACCUAAAGAACAACCUGACCACGGUUCUGACAGAGUUCAGUCGCGUUGCUAAGAUACAGCUGCACCGGGAGAACCAGGGCGUUGCCCGCGUAGAGGUGGCCAUACAUGAGGCCAAGCCUCUGGUCCUGUUGAUGGAGUGGCCUGAUGCCAGUAACUUCGCCUGUCUCAUCUCUGGCUACUACAAGCUGUUUGUGGACCCCAAACGAGCCAUCUACUACCGGACACCUGGUCAGUCUUAUAUGAUCAAGGCAGCAUCCACCAGCCUUCUCCUCUAUUUUCCCAUAAGGACCCACUCCAUCCUCCCAUGCGAUUCCUCACCUCUCAGCCUCUCAAUUGCUCUGACAAUUCUGUCCUCAGAUUACAGAGGUUCCCACCACGCCCACCCACGCUCUGGCGUCACAGCGGUGCCUAGUGGAGACCGACGAGGGGACGAGAGGGAAAGAUCCCAUACGAGGGACCCAGGUUCCCAGUCUCAGAAGACAGCGACCGCCCCACUGCCCGCAGAGUCCCAACACCUGGGUCUAUGCCACGUCCAUCUCCGGGAGCCACAACAGCUGCAGGAGCUCCAAAUCCAGGCAGAACCCGAGCUCGACAUCAAUGAGAACUUAAUUUCCCAAGCGGUACCAGAGCGGCCCAGUGCCAAGUCUGACCCAAUCCCCCGGAGCACGGAGACGAUCGGCGAGAGGCCAGAGAGCCCCGUCCAGGAGAGCUCAGUGGUCUUCAGGAGCAGAGCCCAAACCAUGGGGCAGUCCCAGCGAGCUACACGGUUCUUCUGUGACUCCUGCAAGGCCAGGUUGAGGGCAGAGGGAGUGGCCUUAAACGGUGGAAGCAGCGGCAACUCGUCGAAGCACUGCUCCAGCGCCUGUGCCUCCCGUGAUGGUGGUGCAGUAGACCUCAUGGCCCUGCCUCCGCCGGGGAACGAAGAGGAAGAGGAAGAAGAGGUGGAGGAAGUAGGAAGAAAGCUGCAGCCUCCUCCGCCAGCCAUUGCUGACCCUCCGCCUGGCUUCAGGGACAACAGCUCGGAUGAAGACGACUCCAAGAGAGGACGGAAGUCUCAACCAAACCCAAACUCCAUCACCAGUCCAAGCACUAUAACUGGGGCAACUGCAGGCUGCAGCUCUGCCAAGGAAGUGGUACCGGCUCCAGAGGAUGUCCCGGUGACGUUGAUAGACAACGUGGCCACCAGGACAGUACGGGACCAUGCCCAGGAGCUGGAUGAUGCUCUGGUGUCCACUCUGCAGGCACUGGAGGCCCUAGCUGCAUCAGAGGAUUUCCCCCAUCACCCCCAACAGCCAGCUCAGACCACAGGGUUGAUCGUGUUGGCGGCCAUUACGCCUGAGUCAUCGUUGGACUCAGGGCACGAGACCAACUCCUCCGAGCUGACAGACGUCUCAGAGAUGGUGUCGGCCAUGAAGCAGCACCAGAACCAGGCCUACCUGCUGGCCCACCAUAUCAACAAGGAGCGUAUCUUCAGUCGCAGGGACUUCCCCUUGGCCAUACCCGGCUGCACCACCCAGACUAUAGAGGGUGGUGCGUUCUCCAUGGGUCAGAUCCGCGGCAGCUGCCCCUCGAAGCCAGUGACCCUCAGUAAGACUGUUCCCCUAAAGCUCAGCCCUGCUAAGGAGACUGCCAGUCCAGGUCUCAGCUCAGUGAAGCAGGGGAGUAACGUUACCCAAGACCCAUCGCAGAGUGAACCGAGUGAAGGUAAGAAGGCAAAAUCAGAGCCUACCAAAGCGUGCACCCAAGACCAUCCUGCAAAGUCACCUGAGGAGCUGAAAGUGUCCGAUCCAGGGCAGGCACCAAAGGUCGGCAAGGAUCAAAGGUCACCCUGUUCUACUGUGGGAAAACUAAGCCCCAAUCUCUCUGCAGGGAUCAAGGGGAAAAAGUCUGCGCCUCUGAGUCCGGACCCUACCAACAAAGCCUUACCUAUUCUCUUAGCUGUAGACAUAACUGCCUCCGCCAAGAUUUGCCCCACAAACAUGUGCCAAGAUGCCGAGACUGCCUCUAGCGAGACCAUCAAGCCUUCAAGCUCUAAUGACCUCCUGCCAGUUGAUGACCUAUUCUGCACGUGCCCAGUGAGAGAACCCGGGCCACAGCUAAGACCGAAGGAUCCACAAUCCCAGAAGGUGGUGGUGUUCCAUUCCUCUUCCCCAACAGACGAUGAGCGUCUUCGGGCCAAAGGCCUCCAACUGGCUAGCAGCAAAGAGAUCGCAGUGAGAGCAGCAGGAGGAGCAGGAGCAGACCCCGUCUUGGUCAAGCCCAGCCCCCAGGUUCCAACAAAGUACUCCCAGUCCCCACACAUACCUGUGAAAGCUGAGAGGAAGGAAGCAGCAGAGGCCAAGGCAGAGAGGUCCCAGGGUAAAGCUCAAGCUGAGCCACAGAAAUGCCCCUCGAAGACAUUAUCUCUCCUGGGAGACUCCACACACCCUACCUGCUCUGUGGACAAGGUCUCCACUUUUCCAUCUGCCGACAGCAAGAAGCAGGGUGGUGGUAAAGGGAAGGCCCAGCGUAGCGCCCCCUUCCUCAGUAUCAAGAACCUCCUAUCAGCCACAUUCCCAGCUCGGAUUCGGCGGGAGACUGACGAGCGCAGAGCCCAGCUCCAGAAGGUCCGGCAGUACGAGUUAGAGUUCCUGGAAGAACUUCUGAAGCCCAAGUCAUCCGGGGGAGAGUACCUACCCCAGGGGUCCUCGCCAGUCCCCUCAGGCACCCCCUGUGCUUGCCAGCUCCGUACAAGUCCUGUGCUAAAAGCCCCUGGCAUCUCCCGAGAGCAACGCCGCAGCUGUGACUGCAAGAGGAUGUGCAGAGGCAUCCGACUGCCUGAUACACCGGUCGGCUCAACUGCGGAGCCACAGCAGCAUAGAGGCAGAGAGAGAUCCCUCUCCAAGACCCCUCCAGCGACCUCCAAAACCCCUCACUCCCAGGGAGGUCCGAGGAGACCUCAGACCUUAGAGAUCAAAACCACCCGAAUCCGCUCGACCAGUCUGGAGUCACGGGAACCUAGGGGGGAGCAGGCUUCCUGCUUGCCCACCUGUACCUCUCGCACACCAGACUGCAUGGGCGCUCCGCAGUACAAGAAGCUCCAGAGGCGGUAUAGCAUCGGGGAGGUGGACAACGCUGAAGGCACGCCACUGUACGCCGAGGUCAAACCCAAAGCCAAGAGCCUGGAGAAGGAGAUGGAGCGAGUGAGGGCCACAGGACUGAGGCUUCCAACGCCCGUGGAGCCUGUUCACAAUCAAACUCAAACUCACACGGCUGCUGCAGCCGCGAAGGGGAAGAAAGGAGUGUUCUUCGUCCAGGGAGAAGAGCUUCUGCGGGAGAGCAAAGAGGGGGCACCGACUGAGAUGCUGCUGGGGCUGCCUAGCGAGGACAGUGACGACAGGGAGAAGUGCUGCUCCUUCUGUUUCUGCUACAGGAAAUGUGAGGAGGCGGACGAGAGCAGUGAGAAAGAAGAGCUUUCCUACUCCAUCCCCCUCCAGGUCCUGCCUGGGAUGCAGCUGGACUCUCAGACCUUGCCCGUCAUCAGCAAAACCCUCCAGGUUCUCCACGCUGAGGGCUGCAGCGGGGAGGAGGAAGAAAUAGAGGAAGAGGAAGAAGAAGAGGAACCGCAGACACAGGAGAUUGACCUCCGGGCCUGCGGGACUCUGGAGGGUAGCCUGGCGAGGGUCCAGUCCCUGCAAGGGCAAACGUUCAGCCUGCCGGACGGUUUCCUCAACGCCCAGCUGGAUGCUAAUGAGCUGCUAGCCAUCCUGCGACAGUGCGCUAACGUUCCCCAGGUGGAUAACGAAUCACGCCUCCAACCGUCCCGGAUCGCCGAGUACAAGCAGGAGCUGGCGGUGCGCUUCAAGGAGUUCAGGGCGGCGUGCAGACGGGUGGCGAGCGUCGAGAAGAGCCCCACGCGCAUGCUGAGCGUUGUUACGGCCAGCUUCCUGGUCCUCUGCGAACUGACUCAGACCUUCAUCAAGCUGGUUAGAGGGGUGCGUUCAGAGGCCCAAAGGCUGCAGCUGCUGCGGAAGGUUGAAGAGGUUGCUAUCAAUUACACUUUGUUGUUGCGUGCAGCCGAGGAUGCUAUGGGCCACUCCAGUAGUCUGCCUAACAAGAGCGUGAGUCCCCUAGUUACUACAACCACCACUAACAUGGGCUCCCUCUCUCGCCCAAUGAAAACUCUGCCCGCCCAGUAGAGACAAAGUUGGGGGAAGUUAGUGAAUAAUUAUUUAUGACAGUUGGGAGUGUGGGUGGCUGGGACCACACUCUCAACGUCCAUGAGUUAUUUAUUGUUUACAGGACAUGCAAUGAUCCAUCCAUCACAAUGCAACUGCUCCAUGAUGCGUUUCCAGGGGCUGUGGCAGUUGCAGAGUGGCCCUGUAGUGUUCUAGCAUAAAAGACAAACGCUUGGGCACCGCUGUACAAAAGGUGCCUGCACCUACACCUCUGAAACGCUGGGUCAAAAACAGGGCUAACCACUCCUCCAUGUCAACUCUCACAUUUCAAAGAUCCUUCUCAUUCUUUUCGAUGUAUAUUUGAGUUGUAUCUUUUUAGCAAAGUAUACCAUUUUGUGGAGAAUAAAUAUAAUGAAAAUAAUAUCUAAAAUGAAUUUGAGUAUAACAAAUAUAAAGAGUAAUACACCUGUAAUAAAUCUCAAGACAUUUUAAUGUGCUUUGGGCAAAAAUACCACAGAGAAUGUCAAAGUAGCGAAUUCUGUGAAUUAGGUAGUCCAAAGCCUGGGUAAGUAGUUGACGUGUUUGUUUGUUACAUUUCUAACUGUUGUCACAGAAUGAGUUAUGUUGGUCAUCUGGAAAGUAUCAUGACAUACACCUCAACAAUAUCACAUACAUCACAUUCACAAUGUUGAAAAUGGUACCUCUGCGAGAUUGUAAAAUCCACACAUUUGAAUUGGGUUGCUAUAAAACAGACAUGGGGCCCAUUUACUCACCUGUAGAAUAACACCACAGGUUGGGGCAGAUGUAGCAGAAACGCUAACUCACUAGCGGCUAACCAAUCAGCUGGGUAGGAUCAAUGUUCUUCAUGAAGGAAGGCAGCCCCGCUCUACUGUAUAAAUUGUAGUAAACCUCACAUUGCUGUCUUGGUUUGAGACACACACACACAGUACACACACUCUCACACGCUCUCACACACAACGAUCACAAUCCACAUGAAAUCUGCACCUCGCCUCUUGUAAACGAGAUGAGGUAUAUGGGAGAUCCACUUUAGCAAACUUAGCCUUAGACUUUUGCACAACCUUCAGCAUUUGCUCCUGCUCACACAUGAUCUAAGUUGAUCUAUGUUUUGUUUACAUUCAGCCUACUGAACAUUGAGCUAGAAAACAAACGUCACAUCAUACACCUUCAGUUUUAUAAACUAUUUCAUCUUAUAAGAGAUUCAAGUUGCUAUAUUCUUCUCUAAAAUAAUUUUACAGGAUUUUGUGUCACAAACAAUUCAAUGGGUUUAUACUUUUUGCUCUCUAUGUGCUGUUGUCCAUUGUGCAAUACAGGAGAUAUAUAUAUAAAUCACACAAUACAGGAGAUAUAUAUAUAAAUCACACAAUACAGGAGAUAUAUAUAUAAAUCACACAAUACAGGAGAUAUAUAUAAAUCACACAAUACAGGAGAUAUAUAUAUAAAUCACACACACAAAGUAGUUUUCUAUGUAUUUUAAUAAAACUGACACCUGUGUUUUCUGUCUGAAAACGGCUUCCUGUCUCAUCCUGUUGUCAAACCACGGAGAUCAAACAGCAUAUUGCUAACCUCAACCCGAAACUGAAACUAUUCAGACUCUGACAUUAAAGUACUGUUCAUACCAUGAGUUUUCUUUCACUGCACUACUGUCUCGCAUGUUUCCCCAAUUCUACAUGUCUUCUUGAAGAUACAAGAAGUAGAAACGGUCCCGUUACCAAUGGUGGUGGCAGAUUCAGUGUUACUACUAGUUUUAUUGAAGUGAGAAAGAAAGAAUAUACAUCCACAAAAAUAUGAGGAGGCUACUUACUGCAGUAAUGUUUUGCAAUGGACAUUCUUUACGCGGAGUUGUAUUAUUCUACACUUGAGAUGUAAAUAUUGUAAAACGGUUGGAAUAUUUGUGAGCCAGGAAAACAUUUUAAAUUAUCCCACUAACUGACAAUGUGAAGAUUGGUUCCAAAUUCUUCACUGUUUUGUAAAAAAAAAUAGAAAACAUGUCUGUACCGUAUUAUUUAUAGUAGUUAUGUUCCAUAGAAAACUAAUAGCAAAAACGUAUAUUUUAAGACUAUAUAAUGAGUAUAAAGCAUGGGACAUGUUUAUUUUUAUAAAAACUAAAUAUUUACAGUAUCAAACGGCAUUCUCUCAUCAUGACCACCUGGAAAUGUUUUCAAACAUUUUGUUUUUGACCUAAUGCUAAUAUAGAAAUAUUUUGUGUGGUUGUCAUUGUUGAGUUGCAUUGUUGCCAAACUGUGAAUAUGUCUCUGUUCCAUAACAUAAUGGACCUAUGUUCCAUGGCCUAUUCCAUUGUGUUUGUUGGCACUUAUUUAUUUACUUUUAUUUAUUUGUCAAUAAUCUUGUCUUCACUGUGUUCUUCUGUCUGUACAACGUUUCUCAUGUUUUAAGAGCAAUAAAAUUAUAAUCCUCGGUUUAGAAAUGCA
Molecule: messenger RNA, 7914 nt
Organism: Oncorhynchus kisutch (coho salmon)
Lineage: Eukaryota; Metazoa; Chordata; Actinopteri; Salmoniformes; Salmonidae
Product: FERM and PDZ domain-containing protein 3
Exons: 15
Coding region: 74-5485 (1803 amino acids)
Biological process (GO): signal transduction
Cellular component (GO): cytoskeleton
Molecular function (GO): protein binding
Source: RefSeq, a predicted model, not a curated record